This is a messenger RNA of Sesamum indicum (sesame), 2694 nucleotides long. RefSeq names its product potassium transporter 8. Gene Ontology annotation, molecular function: potassium ion transmembrane transporter activity. Lineage: Eukaryota; Viridiplantae; Streptophyta; Magnoliopsida; Lamiales; Pedaliaceae. The record is from RefSeq and is a predicted model, not a curated record. Gene Ontology annotation, biological process: potassium ion transmembrane transport. Gene Ontology annotation, cellular component: membrane.
ACAAAGUAGAAGAGAAGAUAAUAUAGAAGCACACUGCAUACCACCCCCACCCACCCACUCGGGAUAUUAUUCUCUUUACUUCAAACUCAAAAAGAAAAAUACAAAGAGAAAAGUGAAGCAGAAAUCUCACUUGUUAUCCUACCAAAAUUCACUCUUUUUUCUACACAUUUCAAAUGUCAAGUAAUUUAUUGAUCCGGUGGAGAUAUUAGCCAAGAAAUGAUUUUCCCAUGUUUUUGAGGAGGCCUGUGAUGGAUAUUGAAGGCUGGAGCCCUGACCGUUCUAUAAAGAAAGAAUCAUGGAGGACUGUGCUGACAUUGGCUUACCAGAGUUUAGGUGUUGUGUAUGGGGAUUUAAGCACUUCACCUUUGUAUGUUUACAAGAGUACUUUUGCAGAGGACAUUCAACAUUCAGAAACUAAUGAGGAAAUAUAUGGAGUUUUGUCUUUUGUUUUCUGGACCUUAACUUUGAUUCCACUGCUUAAAUAUGUGUUCAUAGUCCUUAGAGCUGAUGAUAAUGGGGAAGGGGGCACUUUUGCUUUGUAUUCCUUGCUUUGCCGGCAUGCCCGGGUGAGCACUUUGCCUAAUGGUCAGCUUGCCGAUGAGGAGUUGUAUGAGUACAAGAAAGAUGGAAUCGCAUCCGGUAAUAGGGGUUUCGGUUUGAGAUUGAGAUCGACAUUGGAAAAACACAGAGUACUUCAGAGGAUGUUGCUUACUUUGGCUUUAAUUGGGACUUGUAUGGUGAUUGGAGACGGAGUUCUGACGCCAGCAAUUUCGGUUUUCUCUGCCGUGUCUGGAUUGGAGCUUGUUGUGUCAAAGCAUCACCACCAAUAUAUAGAAGUCCCAGUAGCUUGCAUAAUUCUGCUGUUCUUAUUCUAUCUACAACAUUACGGGACCCAUCGAGUCGGAUUUCUGUUUGCACCAGUAGUGAUAACUUGGCUUUUCUGCAUCAGUGCUAUUGGAGUGUACAAUAUCUUCCACUGGAAUCCCCAUGUUUACAAGGCACUUUCUCCUUAUUACAUGUAUAAAUUCUUGAAGAAAACCCAAAGAGGAGGCUGGAUGUCGUUGGGCGGGAUUUUGUUGUGUAUAACAGGCUCAGAAGCUAUGUUUGCUGAUCUUGGACACUUUUCGCAGUUGUCCAUCAAGAUAGCUUUUAGCUUUGUGGUCUAUCCAUCGUUAAUCCUUGCUUAUAUGGGACAAGCUGCUUAUCUUUCCAGACAUCACAUAAUCGAGAGUGACUACCAGAUUGGAUUCUACGUCUCAGUACCUGAAAAGCUAAGGUGGCCUGUUCUUGCAAUAGCUAUACUUGCUGCAGUAGUGGGAAGCCAAGCCAUCAUUACUGGGACCUUUUCCAUAAUUAAGCAAUGUUGUGCAUUGGGUUGCUUUCCAAGGGUCAAAAUAAUACACACAUCAUCAAAAAUAUGUGGGCAGAUUUACAUUCCAGAAAUAAACUGGACCUUAAUGCUGCUCUGUUUGGCUGUUACUAUUGGCUUUAGGGACACAAAACACAUUAGCAAUGCAUCAGGUCUCGCGGUUAUAACUGUUAUGUUGGUCACGACGUGCCUCAUGUCUCUUGUCAUUGUCCUGUGCUGGAACAGAAGUGUCCUCCUAGCUAUUUGCUUUAUAUUCUUCUUUGGUUCUGUCGAAGCACUCUACUUCUCAGCUUCGCUGAUCAAGUUCCUCGAAGGGGCUUGGGUCCCGGUUGCCCUUUCUCUCAUAUUUCUGAUUGUUAUGCACAUAUGGCAUUACGGCACGUUGAAGAAGUACGAGUUUGAUGUUCAGAACAAAGUCUCUAUCAAUUGGCUGCUAGGUUUGGGUCCUAACCUCGGGAUAGUACGUGUGCGAGGCAUCGGCCUCAUACAUACAGAACUCGUCUCUGGAGUUCCCGCCAUCUUCUCCCAUUUUGUCACUAAUCUCCCAGCUUUCCAUCAGGUUCUAGUCCUAUUCUGUAUUAAAUACGUCCCUGUGCCUCAUGUGAGACCCGAGGAGAGAUUCCUAGUAGGAAGAAUUGGGCCAAAAGAAUACCGAGUUUAUCGUUGUAUAGCCCGUUAUGGCUAUCGCGACUCUCUCAUGGAUGACGUGGAGUUUGAGAAGGAUCUCGUUUCUAGUAUAGCAGAGUUCAUCCGGUCAGAACAGCCAGGAACCAACGGGUCAUUAAGCGAACUUGAAAACGAAGAGAAGAUGGCUGUGAUAGGGACUACGUCAACACAUGCGAAAGGCCUGAAGAUUUGGGACGAUGACGAAGAUGUUUGCUCUGAAGAGCAGAGCACGACGGAGCUGACGGAAAUCAUCACUUCGCCAGAGGUACCGAGGAAGAGAGUAAGAUUUCUUGUCCCGGAAAGCCCACAAAUGGAUAGAGAGGCACGAGUAGAGUUGCAGGAAUUGAUGGAAGCAAGGGAGGCAGGGAUGGCAUUCAUACUUGGUCACUGUUACGUGAAAGCGAAGACGGGGUCGAGUUUGUUUAAGAGAAUGGUUAUCAAUGUGGGAUACGAUUUCUUGCGGAGGAACUCUAGAGCACCAACGUACGCUUCGAGUUUUCCUCGGGCGUCCACGUUGGAGGUGGGGAUGAUCUACCAUGUAUGAUCAUAGUAUGGUUUUUUUGUGAAGUUGGUUGAUUUACACACGAAUACUCUAUGUAAAUGAUAGAUUAUAUAUAUCCAGUACGAGGUGAAUUAAGGUGAAGAUAAGAGGUCUUUUA